ACCCUCUGCCUAGGAAGAGAAGAGAAGGACAUCUCCCCAUCUGGGAUCCUUCUUCCUCCCCAGCUGAGCCUGCAGAGGACGGAGGCCUGGCCCAGGCAGGGAGCCUGGAGCCAGAGGGAAUGGCCCCUGGGAGCCGCAGACCCCCAGCCCAGGAGUUGGUGACAUUCAAGGAUGUGGUUGUGGACUUCACCCCAGAGGAAUGGGGCCUCUUGGACCAUUCUCAGAGAAAGCUGUACAAGGAGGUCAUGGUGGAGAAUGCCCGGAACCUGCUCUCCCUGGGACUGCCAGCUCUCAGAGAAGGUUUGAUCUCCCAUUUUGGGCAAGGGGAAGCACCAUGGAUGCUGGAGGGAGAAGACCCCAGAGCUUCUUGUCCAGAUGGGAAGACAAGGCUUGAAAUGCAGGAGACCACUGCCAAGCUGGGCAUUUCGGUGGAAGACUCACGACAGCAGAGAUUCAUGAAUGAUGGUCACUGCAACCUCAAUUUGAGACAAAUCUGUGACUCUGAUAUCAAGACAGAGAAAAAACAAAAGAGUCACUGUGAAUUUGAUAAAGCUGGAAAGCGUUUCAGGCAAUAUUCAGUCCUAAUUCGCUGUAAGAAAAGGACCUCGGGGAAUGGCUGUUCUCAGGAUAGUAAGAGUAGGAAAGGCUUUACUGAACAAGUGGAGCUUGUAAAAUCUCAUGAGAAGCCUCCUGAAGUGCAAACUUAUCAAUGUAAACAACGUGAGAUGGCCUUCAGUUUGAAUUCAGACCUAAUGAGACAUCAGAAAAGUCAUGCUGGAGAAAUGCUUUAUAUAUGUAAUGAGGGUGAUAAGAACUUUGGUUGUAAUCCAAAGCUCAUUGACAACCAGAAAAUUCAAAAUGGAAAAAAAUAUUAUGGAUGUAAUGAAUGUGGUAAAGCCUUCAAGCGACAGUCAUCUCUUGUUCACCAUCAGAAAUUUCAUACUAGUGAAAAGCUACAUAAAUGUAUGCAAUGUGGAAAGGCCUUCAGGCGACAGUCAUCCCUUAUUUCCCAUCAGAGAAUUCACACUAGAGUGAAAUCUCAUGAAUGUCGUGAGGGUGCUAAAGCUUUCAGUGAAAACUCAUCCCUUAUUGUACAUCAAAGAAGCCACACUGGAGAGAAACCUUAUGAAUGUAAUAAGUGUGGAAAGACUUUCAGACAACGCUCUCAUCUUACUCAUCAUCAGAGAAUGCACAAUGUGGAGAAACAUUAUGAAUGUAAUCAAUGUAGAAAGACUUUUAGCUGUAGUUCUAAUCUUACUAAACAUCAAAGAAUCCACACUGGAGAGAAACCUUAUGAAUGUAGUCAAUGUGGAAAGGCUUUCAGAUGCAGUUCUAGUCUUGGUAAACAUCAGAGAAUCCAUACUGGAGAGAAACCUUAUAAAUGUAGUCAAUGUGGAAAGACUUUUGGAAGAAGUUCCAAUCUGUCUGUACAUCAGAAAACUCAUACUGGAGAGAAACCUUAUGAAUGUAAUCAAUGUGGAAAGACUUUCCGACAGCACUAUAAUCUUUUGGAACAUGAGAGAAUCCACUCUGGAGAGAAACCUUAUGAAUGUAAUCAAUGUGGAAAGACUUUCAGAUGCAGCUCCAUUCUUGCUAUACAUAGGAGAGUCCACACUGGAGAAAAACGUUAUGAGUGUAACCAGUGUGGAAAGGCUUUCAGAAGGAGCUCUGGUCUUGCUAUACAUCAGAGAAUCCACACUGGAGAAAAGCCUUAUGAAUGUAAUCAAUGUGGAAAGCCUUUCAGAUGCAGUUCUAGUCUUGCUGAUCAUCAAAUAAUCCACACUGGAGAGAAACCUUAUGACUGUAAUCAAUGUGGAAAGACUUUCAGAGGCAGAUCUGGCCUUGCUAAACAUCAGAGAAUUCACACUGGAGAAAAACCCUAAGAAUAUGUUCAAUGUGGAAAAACUUUCCUUAUGAAUAUAAUCAUUGUGGAAAGAUUUUCAGAUGCAGCUCCAGUCUUGUCGACCAUGAGAGAAUCGACGCCAGAGAAACAUUAUGACUAUAAUCUAUCUGAAAAGACUUUUAAACACAGCUCCAGUCUUUUUCUGCAUCAGAGAAUGCACACUGGAGAGAAGCUGCAUAAAUGUCAUGAAUGUGGCAAAGUUUUGGGGGACUAUUCAUGUCUUGUUGAACAUCAGAGAAUCCACACUGGAGAGAAACCUUAUGAAUAUAAUCUAUGUGGUAAAACCUUCUAGCAACAGUUUUCCUUUUUUUCCCCAUCAAAGAAUUCAUACUAGAUAGAAAUCUUAUCACUCUAAUGAACAAGAAAGACAUUCAAAUGGAGUAUAGAGCUUGUUAGACAUCAGAAAAUUCAUUCUGGGCACAAGGUAAACAUGAACUCAAUGUGGGAAGACCUUCAAUUGGAGAUCAUCUCUUUACAUUGGAGAAUUUAUAGUGGAGAGAAAUCUUAUGAAUGUGCUCAGUGUGGACAUGCCUUUUGCUGCAAGAGGGAGGUCCCUAGACAUCAGAAUAUUCACACUAGGAAGAAGUGUUAUAAAAGCAAUGAUUGUGGGAAAUCCUUUACAUGGAGCCCCUACUUGGCUGUACUUUGGAAAAAUUAUGCUGGAGGUAAAACACGGAUCUAAUUAACAAGAGAAGACUUCUUGCUUCAGCACACACAUAAUUAGACAGCCCAAAUUUCAUACAGUUCAUUGAGCCCUAUAAAUGUAAUGCAUUUUUCUCUGAUUUCUCAAUAAUAGUCCAUAGCAUUCACAUACCAUAACUAUCAGGCAUUCCCCAAUUGAUUAAUUAAUAUUUGUUUCUUUGUUGAAACAAAAAAAUUCUGGUGUAAAUAUUUUGUUAACCAUUGGACGUUUAUUCUUAUAAUGAUUUCUUUAGGAUAGGCACAGUGUAUAGAGCUGCUUCUGGAGCCACAAGAUCUGAGUUCAAAUCUAGUCUCUGGCACUACCUGUGUGACUCUGGGCAAAUCAUUUAACCUAUUACUGCCCAUCAGUUUUCCCCAUCAGGAGAAUGUGUAUACUAAUAACAUCUACCUCGAAGGGUUAAUGUGAGGACCAAAUGAGAUAAUACCUGAAAAGUGCUUUGUAAGCAUUAAAUCACUAUUGAAAUGCUA
Molecule: messenger RNA, 3073 nt
Organism: Trichosurus vulpecula (common brushtail)
Lineage: Eukaryota; Metazoa; Chordata; Mammalia; Diprotodontia; Phalangeridae
Product: zinc finger protein 883-like
Exons: 4
Coding region: 120-1883 (587 amino acids)
Biological process (GO): regulation of transcription by RNA polymerase II
Molecular function (GO): RNA polymerase II cis-regulatory region sequence-specific DNA binding; DNA-binding transcription factor activity, RNA polymerase II-specific
Source: RefSeq, a predicted model, not a curated record